Triticum turgidum subsp. durum (durum wheat) is the source of this 534-nucleotide messenger RNA. NCBI's taxonomy places the organism in Eukaryota, Viridiplantae, Streptophyta, Magnoliopsida, Poales, Poaceae. The record is from the annotation of a GenBank genome assembly.
AUGGCGCUCCUCAUCGAGGUAUCCUGCCCGCUCUACUGCAUCACUGAGGCCGUCGAGCGCGAGGGCAUGCACUCCCGGCCGCAGCGGUGGUUCCCGAUCUGCGCCGCGGCCAGGGGGAGCUGCCGUGCCGGGACCGCGCGGCAAGCAUGCAGACCUGCGACUCCUCCGACGGGAGGAGGAGAACAUGGUGGCGGCGGGCCAGUGGGAAGGGGGCGUCCGGGUCGACGAGGCGCUGCGAUACGAGGCGAAGGACGAGGACGAGGUGGGGAUCACCGUUUGCACGCACGGGUAGAUCGGCGGCGAGCCCGACGCCAGCGCUACCAACAUCGGCACCAGCAGGGUCGCGCUCGAGGAAGGCGCGGGCGUGGCGGACCAGAUGCAGAAGCAGUGGACCAGGGCCGACACGGUGCUUGUGGGCGCCUGGCGAAUUUGCAGGCGUGGCGUCAUGACCGGGCACAGAAGAAGGUCUCGGCAGCACCCAAUGGCAGGCUGAACGGCAUGGGUGGCAUAUCAAAAUCCUCGUGGCGUCCAUAG